AUGUCGGAAUCAUCAUCCUCCACUCUCCGAGACACUCUUAUGCAGUUAUCGAAUUCAAUCGUAGACUCUCUCGCCGCAACUCCAUACACUUCUCACAAAACCUCCAACAUCUCCGUCAAAGCAUUUCUCGAAUCCCUUCUCACUUCCACAAACUCCACCAUCCACGCUUCCAUCAAAGACUUCGCUCUAGCGUGUGCUCUGUUAUCCUCUUCCACAGACACCAAUUCAGAGUUUCUCUCAUGGAUCCCCAAACACCUUUCCUCCCUUGCAACUGCUUCUUUUUUCGAGCUCUCCCAUGCGUACCUCACAGUCUUCGAUGGUAGGAACUCUCAGAAGGUUGAAGAGUUCGGGUUGGAUUGUAAUUUGGUUCCUGCACAGAAGAGGUUGCUUCUGGAGUUGUUGCCUGAAGUACUUCCUUUUCUGAAGGAUGGAAUUAAGGAGAGUUCCAUUGAUAAGUCUGACGAGAGUGAUGAGUUCUCUGCCGCGUCUGCUAGAGUUCCGGUCGGGUUUGCGAUUCUUGCUGCUCAUCAGCUUAGAUGGUUUGUUACUCAGGUUGAUUAUCCUCAUUUGGGAAAAUUGUCUGGAUGGGUGAUUCCUUGUGCACUGACUGCUGUUGAUCAUUGGUCGCCAGAGGUGAAGGGACAGGGCAUGGUGAGCUUUAUGCAUCUUGGAAAAAAUGUGGAUGCUGCUGAGAUCGGUGGGUUUGAGGAUGUGAUACUUGAUGCCUGCUGCCAAAAUAUAGCUUCUGAUGAUGAAAUAUGGCAUUAUGUAGUGGAAGCAUCAAUAACUCUCAUGUCUCUUACUCAUAAAAGCAAUCCGCGCAGUCCAUGGUUUGAAAGGAUGUUGAAUGAGAUGUUAAGUCACUUGGAGCGCCAACCAAGAAACAAAGAGCGCCGCAUUGCAUGGCUUAAAUCUGUCGAUUCACUAUUUAAUGGAGCUGGUCUUGUGCUUUUAGCCCACUUCAGGCGCAUUUUUCCAUUAUUUUUUCAGUGGAUGCAUGCAGAUGAUGAUGAUACUGUUAUGUUGGUUAUGAAGUGUACUUACGUGGUUUUGAGAGUGACAUGGAUUAGGAACUCACCUUAUGUUGCAAGAUCAAUAGAUGAACUUGCUCUUGUGUAUAAGGAGGCAGCAUUGAGAACAGCCCGGGAAGAGAUUAGAGCAAAUAUAUCUCAUAUACUGCUCCUACUUAAAGAAAGCAAAGGCCAGCAUUUUAAUGAAGCUUGGGACAAGCAUCGAUCUGAUCCAGAUUUGACCACUCUUAGUUUGUCAUUAAGUGGAAAAAACAAUUGUAACCUUGAUACCCUGCCUUCAGAGAACAGUCUGCAGAGUUCUGGAAUAGUUCAAACAUGA
Molecule: messenger RNA, 1350 nt
Organism: Lathyrus sativus (Indian pea)
Lineage: Eukaryota; Viridiplantae; Streptophyta; Magnoliopsida; Fabales; Fabaceae
Source: the annotation of a GenBank genome assembly